Molecule: messenger RNA, 1453 nt
Organism: Solanum dulcamara
Lineage: Eukaryota; Viridiplantae; Streptophyta; Magnoliopsida; Solanales; Solanaceae
Product: transcription factor bHLH106-like
Exons: 2
Coding region: 176-940 (254 amino acids)
Biological process (GO): regulation of DNA-templated transcription
Molecular function (GO): DNA-binding transcription factor activity; protein dimerization activity
Source: RefSeq, a predicted model, not a curated record
GCUUAUAAAUUUAAAAUUUUAGCUACGGCCGGUGAAAUUUAAGGAAGAAAAGUCUUAUGAAAACCCUAGAAUACGUGAUCAUAUUUCUUAUCCAAUCAUUUCCACUAUUCCUUUUCUCUAAAAUUCCCACCCUAAAAGCUUUCUCUCUUUAGAAGACAAACACAAACCCCUCAACAUGCAACAACAAUACUUUCAAGAAAACUUGGAAUCUUGCAAUUAUUUGUCCAAAAAUAAAUCAUCAUCAUCAAGUGAUAAUAAUAUGAUGGAAGAAUAUUUUGGUUUUGAUAUUGAAGCAAUUAAAGGCUUUUGUAGCUCCUCCCAAUUUUAUCCUCAUCAUGUGGAAUUUCAAGAAACUAUAGAGAGUAAUAAUAGUCCAGAAGCUAGAGCUAAAAAUCAUAAAGAAGCUGAAAGAAGAAGAAGAGAAAGGAUUAAUUCUCAUCUUCAUAGCCUCAGAACCCUACUUUCCUGCAAUUCUAAGUUAGAUAAAGCUUCAUUACUAGCCAAAGUUGUUCAACGUGUGAGGGAACUCAAAGAACAAACUUCACAAAUCAUGCAAAGUGAAACAAACUUAUUCCCUUCUGAAACUGAUGAAAUCACUGUGUUAUCAUCAAAUGAUUGUUUAGCUGAUGGUAGAUUACUCAUUAAGGCCUCUCUUUGUUGCGAGGAUCGAAUCGAUCUCAUCCCUGACCUAAUCGAAACCCUAAAAUCUCUUGGAUUGACUCCUAUAAGAGCUGAAAUGGUCACGUUAGGAGGGAGAAUUCGUAAUGUGAUCGUAAUAGCUUCUGAUCGUAAAGAUAGUAAUAAUAACAAUACUGAUGAUGAAUCGUCUAUUUUGUUCUUGAGAGAUGCUUUGAGGUCUAUAGUUCAACGUUCGAGUUAUGGUAGUGGUGAACGGGGUAAAAGACGAAAAGUAUUAGGUCAAGGAACAAAGAAUUACUAGGGUAUGUACAACUUUUCCAUGCAGGCUUUGUUGAAAUGGAGCUUUAGAGCAACAUUAAAUUGUUCUUGUGUGAAUAGUAGGUCACAAAUUCGAUCUGUGAAAUGAUCAAUCACUCGUUUUUGAGAGAUGCUGUGAGGUUUGUCGUUCAACAAUUGAGUUAUGGUACUAAUGAUGGUUUAAAAGACGAAGGCUAUGCUUUGUUGAAGACUUGAAGGCAAAACUUGUUGUAAUAGUAAAGUUGUUUCCGUAUGGUUUAUAAAUCAAGGGUCUAAGUUGUAGAAUCAAUCGUUGAUACUUUCAUUUUAAACGUGGCAUGCUUCGUGUUGCCUGUAAUAGUAACAAGUUAGGGGUUGUUCAAUGACAAAUAAUGUGAGUAAUGUUUCUCUUGAUAUAACUAUGAUUGACAAUCUGCAAGGAGAUAAUUAAUUUUUCCAUUUGGCAUAUGUUUCAUUGUUGAAAAGUUUGUAAUGUACCUCAAAUCAUAUGUGAGUUAAUAUAAUUCAGUUGUUUCAA